Liolophura sinensis is the source of this 4323-nucleotide messenger RNA. RefSeq names its product coiled-coil domain-containing protein 87-like. The transcript is spliced from 31 exons. The record is from RefSeq and is a predicted model, not a curated record. NCBI's taxonomy places the organism in Eukaryota, Metazoa, Mollusca, Polyplacophora, Chitonida, Chitonidae. Bases 87 to 3263 code for a protein of 1058 amino acids.
GGCAGUGGCAAGUAUUGAGAUUAUUGACAUUGUCGGAGGCAAUGGAUAAUGAUCUAGAGUAGUAAAACAGGAUUUAAGACGUCACCAUGGUGGUAGGAGAAGGCCCCAAGCCUCCUGCCUUCAAAGGCUUCAUGAGUGAGGAGCUGAGGAUGCCAAAGUAUGAAGCAGUAAAACGUGUUAAACCAGGGAAGCAGGAUAGCAUGUACCGAGUUUCAUGGCCCAAAUAUGAUAACGCUGAUGUUGGACAUAAGGUGGAUGAGGUGAUAGGUGCUGUGUCACUGUUUGCCCCCUAUUCACAUGAAAGUGAAAGUGAAGUGAGGGAAAUCCAGCUGGAGCGACCUGUCACACCCAUCAAUGAUGAAAUCCGCACCCCACCAACCUCGUUCAAUCAGCUGGUGAAGUAUGUGAGACGCCGAAUUGCAGCCAAACGGGACAUGGCCUACUUAUCUGUUGAGGAUCAACAAAACUUGGCUGGGAUUUUAAUGGGAGAAGUGAAUGGCAUAUGGAGGGAAGUAAAGAAACAAGUUGAUGAUCCUUUCCUGAGUGCCGAAGACAACAGUGAAUUGAACAGAAGAAUAAUUGUGUACAUUGUGACUGUCUGUGAACGCUUGUUCAAGCACUAUCUUCAUAAAGCCGUAGUUCUUAACAGAAGAGGUAUCUUCAGUGGACCAGCAAACAUGUGCAGGCUAAAAGCUCAACUAGCCUUGGAUGCCAAUAAGCUCCUGAACAUCCUGACAGUGCGUCGGUAUAUUGUGGCAGACAUGCAAAGCUGUGGUCGAGCCGCGUCAGCUGCAUCAGUUGCAUCAUCUGCAUCAUCUCCCCAUCGCUUCAAUCUUCUGUCCUUCAACUCUCUGAUGGAGUCGAUACGACCAAAUAGAGGUGUUGGGCAUCGAAGGUUAAAAACACCCUAUCAGGAACUUCAAGAGCUUUGUGACCAGAUGCCACAGUUGGACACUAGCAAACUAUGUCGCCUUUUGGAUGCAAUACCAGAAGGCUUGAUAGACAGGACUCUAUCAGAAGAUGUACAUGUAAUGGACAUUCCGAGCAGGAUUUCUCAUACUGAAUUUACAGACUCUUUUAUCCUUGAGCAAGAGUCCAGAAAACUCAUAAUGACACAGCGGUGCCAGUCUGUGCCACUUCUGAAAGGUUAUGGAGAAAGUCUGAAGGAAGAAUUAUCUCUCUCCAAUGAGAAAGUUGCUCAGGAUGCCACAUACAACAUAGCUGAUCUUUUGACAGGGACAAAGAAUGCUCGUAAGGUGGAUGAACAGUGCGUUAAGGAGGAGGAAAAAUGUGGAACAGACAGAACCAGUGACCUGGAGCAGCUGAUGGCUAGGUCCCGAGAGAUUGACGAGGACCACAAACAGGGCAAGAAAGACGACGAUGACCUUCCCGUCCUCCUUCAGGCAAUGACACGUGGCAAGAAGCACGAUGAUCUACAGAACAGACUGGAGAAACAGAUGAAUGAACUUGAAGAGGCACAAAGAGAAGCACUCAUCCAAGACAAGUUGGACAUAAAACCCCCAGUUCACCCACAGCCUGCUACUGUCACCACCAAGCCUAACAACCAGAUGGCUGUGAAGACGUCAGAUAUUCGUGUGUCUGAGAGAGUUUGUAUGUCGUCACUCACUCUGGAUAGAUAUGCCACGGUCUACAAUCACCUUGAGGAGGAGAUUUCAGGCAGCGCUAUAAAUCAGCUGGACAAGAACCUGUUUCUGGAGAAUGAGAUAAAAGAAGUGUACAAAGAGGUGAUGAAGUCUCUGCCUGCCAGUCAUCUUGAUUUAGAACAGGAUGACAUCGUGAUGCCAUCUGCUGACAAGGUGAACCUCUCAGAUGUCAUGCCAUCAGCAACACUCAAUAAGAGGAAAGCAUGUCGUUUGAUCAACCCUGCACUGGAGAGGCCCAUGGGUGCCCCCUGGGGAGAUGGGAAUGUCAAGGAAUGGGUGAAAACGCCAAAAAACCCUCCAAAAAACUUGCACGGUGAAAGUCAGUUUCCCCCAGUGACACCAAAUAUGGACAAGAUUGCUGAGGUUUUAAAGGCUAAAGACAAUAAUUUUAUGAUGAACGAAAACAUCCCUACAAUUGUAGCUGAGAAGAUGGCGAGGACAUAUGCAUCCUGGUUCCAGUGGUGGAAGAAUACCAUAUCCACUGAUGACUACUUGAAAUAUGUCUCCACAAAGGACACAGAUUUCUUGGGCGUACUCUAUCAUUUCUACGACCCAGAGGAUGAGGGAGAAGAGGAUUUUGCUCCUUCCCCGCUCAUUCCUUCUCACCACCACUCCCACCCUCAUUCCCUCAUGCCCCGCCAUGUCGGACUAAUGCUCCCACACACAGAGCCACAAAUACUUGAGCCCACCUUAACUACAAAACAAGCGCUCAGUAUUGAGAGAGAAAAGAAGUUGGCAGAAUUAAAAGCCCAGAAGUCUGAGUAUACAGAAGGAUUUUGGAAUGUGAACUCGGUGAUGAUGGGUGGUUUAGGCAAGGAUCCCAAGGUGGAGGAAAAGGACCAGACUCCUGAUGAGGGCAGCCCAGACCCAGAGUUAGGCCGACGCUCCAGACUGACACUUCAGGCUCGUGCACAGGCCAGGCGUUCUGCAAGGGGGAUCAGUUACAGGACUCCAACUACAGAGGUGCAACCGCAGUCACCAACAUCUAAGAACUUGUCGGUUCCAGCUAGUAAGGCAGGUUCUGACAGAUCCUCUGCCUCACCGCAGGCUGGAGAGAAGACCAUACCACCCCAGGAGAGACUAGAGCAAGUGUGGAAUGCCCUACUGAUGCCUGAUGCCCUUCGUCUUGACAUGGCCAUCAAGUAUAGUGGUAAUGAUUGCUACCAGCAACUUGAACCGGCCAUACUGAAGUGGGAACAAGUGGCACAGCUGAUAACUCAGAGAGAAUCCAUCCUCAGAAAGCUGGAGAAGUUUGAAAGAAAUGCUUCAGACCCAAACCGGUUCUUUACAAAAGGUCACAAAGGCUCCUCUGCUGCCAGGCUGGAUGAGGCACGGGAAAGGAGUUACUACUACAGGUGUAUUGAGGAUGUUGAAGAGGAUAUAAAAAGAGAACUGGACUAUGUGAAGAACAACUUUAAUGACAUCAUCACUUAUAAGGGUCGACCUUACACGGACAAGAUGAAGUGGGACAGGAUUGAGAUGCUGCACUGGCUCAGUGAAGAGAGGAAGAACAAUGCUAUCAAGUAUGAGACUGUUGUCCGGCAGAUCCCUUUGAAACCCACCCAUCUAGACCCUCUUCUUUUGGACAGCCGAGGCUGAGCUGUACCUGGAAAACCAACUCAGCACGGAAUCACCUGUACAAAAUCAUGACAGCCUGUACUAAGCAUUCUGAAGUUAUUUCUAGAGAAUAUUUACCAACACAUGAACAGGUUUAAGAAUCUCUUUCAAUAUGUGUUUAAGUGUCAUACCUGACAGUAUUGUGACACAUUUUGCUUGAUUCUGAUCGAGUCAUUCAACUUGAAAGUCCCAAAUAAGACUUUUUUGUGAUGUUUGAUUAAUUUCUUUUCAGAAAAAGUAAAGUGUUGGCAUCGAAAGUUUCAUAUUAAGGCCUUUAUGUGCUUUUGAAUGUGCAUUUUUACAGGCCAAACUUUACAGUAUUUCUGCUUUCAAGCACUACAGUAAAAUGUCUGACCAUCCUUGGCAGCCAGUAUGAAUAAAACUUUUGUCUGUCUUCAGUUAAAUCUUCAGAUCUGUGAUGAGAACUUCAGCUUUUGUUCUGGUAUGUACUUGAAAGCUAAGAAUAUGUAUUUAGGCAGUUCUGAAAUGAAGAACAUGUGGCACUUUAAGGAUGUGAGGAUUUUCUUAAUGUUCUUGUACACAUGCCUAAUAUGUUCAGUGCAUCAUUUGAUUGAACACUAAGUGUUUGUAAAAAAUUAAACAGUUAUUUCAUCAUAGAAUCUGGACAUUUUAAGUUGAAAGUUAAAGUGUUGCUACCAUCCUAUGUUAGAAUGUGUUACCCUUUAUAUGCGAGUGUAGAUAUGCUUUGACGAAGUGACAACUGCUGUAUUAUUGAAGUAUUUACUGCUGAACAGUUUAAUAUUUAUUUUUUGGUUAUUGCUAAAUUAAUACUCCAAAUAUGAAACCAGUUAAAUAUUUGUGACUGCUGAAGUGUUAAACUGUGAUAUGAGACCCAUCCAAGCUUUAGUUAAUGUACAUUUAUAGUUCUGUAUUAUACUUUUAUAAAUUAUAUACAGGGAAUACUUGUGAUGUGUGAAUGUGAUAAAUUAAAGUCUUAUUUAUCAUGUGACAGCGACUUGUAAGUUACUGACAAACAUUGAAUAAGCUACUAUAAUAUAUGGAAGAUCAAACCAGUUUGAGU